CAGUAGGCGCUUCCCAAGAUAGCGCUGCGCAAUCUUGGUGUUUUAACCUAGAAUCUGCAAAGAGCAUCAAGGUCGGAAAUCCGCCCUGGUCCACUUUUGCUUUGAAUUUCAGGUAACUGUUCUCCUCUCUCCACGUACUUGGAAGGAGACCUCACUUCCUGGCUGUCCCUUCCUCGCUGUCCUCAGUGUGUGGGCUUUCUCGACUGAGCUGCCAUUUCCACCUGGAGGUCUGGGUCUGCUGGCCACAGGGCUGCUCUCCAGGCUGUGACUGCUGACUUGGCCAGGAGACCUGGCAGCUGUGGACUCCCCAGCUUGGAACAGCCUCUCUUUGACCUCACAUGGUGGAGAAGCAGCCCCAUGAAGGUGCCCAGCCAUGCAAUGUUCCUGGAAGGCUGUCCUCCUCCUUGCCCUGGCCUCCAUCGCCAUCCAGUACACAGCCAUCCGCACCUUCACGGCCAAGUCCUUCCACACCUGCCCUGGGCUGGCCGAGGCCGGGCUGGCGGAGCGGCUGUGCGAGGAGGGCCCCACCUUCGCCUAUAACCUCUCCCGCAAGACCCACAUCCUCAUCCUGGCCACCACGCGCAGUGGCUCCUCCUUCGUGGGCCAGCUCUUUAACCAGCACCUGGACGUCUUCUACCUGUUUGAGCCCCUCUACCACGUCCAGAACACGCUCAUCCCCCGCUUCACGCAGGGCAAGAGCCCCGCGGACCGGCGGGUCAUGCUGGGCGCCAGCCGUGACCUCCUGAGAAGCCUCUACGACUGUGACCUCUACUUCCUGGAGAACUACAUCAAGCCGCCGCCCGUCAACCACACCACCGACAGGAUCUUCCGCCGUGGGGCCAGCCGGGUGCUGUGCUCUCGCCCCGUGUGCGACCCUCCGGGCUCCGCGGACCUGGUCCUGGAGGAGGGGGACUGCGUGCGCAAGUGCGGUCUGCUGAACUUGACGGUGGCCGCGGAGGCCUGUCGGGAGCGCAGCCACGUGGCUAUCAAGACAGUGCGGGUACCUGAGGUGAACGACUUGCGGGCCCUGGUUGAAGACCCCCGGUUAAACCUCAAGGUCAUCCAGCUGGUCCGAGACCCGCGUGGCAUCCUGGCUUCCCGCAGCGAGACCUUCCGCGACACGUACCGGCUCUGGCGGCUGUGGUACGGCACCGGGAGGAAGCCCUACAACCUGGACGUGACGCAGCUGACCACGGUGUGCGAGGACUUCUCCAACUCCGUGUCCACCGGCCUUAUGCGCCCGCCGUGGCUCAAGGGCAAGUACAUGCUGGUGCGCUACGAGGACCUGGCCAGGAACCCCAUGAAGAAGACCGAGGAGAUCUACGGUUUCCUGGGCAUCCCCCUGGACAGCCACGUGGCGCGCUGGAUCCAGAACAACACGCAGGGAGACCCCACCUUGGGCAAGCACAAAUAUGGCACCGUGCGAAACUCGGCGGCCACAGCCGAGAAGUGGCGCUUCCGCCUCUCCUAUGACAUCGUGGCCUUUGCCCAGAACGCCUGUCAGCGGGUGCUGGCGCAGCUGGGCUAUAAGAUGGCCACCUCGGAGGAGGAGCUCAAGAACCCCUCCAUCAGCCUGGUGGAGGAGCGGGACUUCCGCCCUUUCUCGUGACGAGGGCUCCGUGGGUGGGGGCGAGGGGCACAUGGUGUCGGUUUUGAUAAAAUGGACCGUUUUUAACUGUUGCCUUAUUUCCCCUUCACUCUCCCACCCGGUCUUUGUGUCCUACCUGCCCCCCUCCCCUCUUCUGCCUCUCUUUGUCUCUGAAAUUUGCACUACGUCUUGGACAGGAAUCACUGGGGGCAGAGGGGAUGUGAAGUGGGGUCCAGCCCCCACCCCACCCCACCCAUUCAGACAUGCUGAUAUUGGGUCUCUGGUGGACGGUGACAAUGUUUACAAGCACCACACUUCUACAUUCACAUACACGCGCGCGCACACACACACACACACACAAACUCACACACACACACAGGCGCCCACGAGGAGAGACACCCCAAACCACACAACUUCUGAAGCAUUUUGAAUGGGCGAGUGGUCAGGGUAUGGUAGUUUUUGCACUGUCUUACUGCUACAAGGUAAGAGGUUAAAAUCAAAAAGGCCACCUCUCUCUAAUUUGUGUCUAUCUCUCCCCAUCCUGCUUCAGUUCCCAAUGCCUACUGCCCCCUUUGGAGCAGAGAAACUGCCCCCUCCUGCCUGCCCUUGCCUGCCGGUGAGCAGGUUUUUACUGUGAGGUGAAUGUGGACCUUGUUUAUUUUUUCCAGUCUGUGGCAAUGCUAUUUGUCUGUCUGUCUCUGAGUUUUGUGGCUGCCCCGGACCAGUGAUGACUGAUAAAUGUUAUGGGUUUCUGAUCGAUCUUGGGGUCCAUCUGUGAUAUUUCUUUGUGCCAAAAAGAAAAAAAAGAGUGGUUCAGUUUGCUAAUGAACAUUGAAAUGCAUUAUCUGUGUUUUCUGUAAAUAAAAGAGUGCUGUAAUGUC
This is a messenger RNA of Vicugna pacos (alpaca), 2469 nucleotides long. The record is from RefSeq and is a predicted model, not a curated record. NCBI's taxonomy places the organism in Eukaryota, Metazoa, Chordata, Mammalia, Artiodactyla, Camelidae.